Molecule: messenger RNA, 2921 nt
Organism: Pteropus alecto (black flying fox)
Lineage: Eukaryota; Metazoa; Chordata; Mammalia; Chiroptera; Pteropodidae
Gene: TRPC7
Product: transient receptor potential cation channel subfamily C member 7
Exons: 12
Coding region: 216-2804 (862 amino acids)
Biological process (GO): regulation of cytosolic calcium ion concentration; manganese ion transport; calcium ion transmembrane transport
Cellular component (GO): membrane; cation channel complex
Molecular function (GO): inositol 1,4,5 trisphosphate binding; store-operated calcium channel activity; protein binding
Source: RefSeq, a predicted model, not a curated record
UGCUUCAGAAGGCGAGUUUUUACCCAUUACAGCACAAAGGACAGCUGAGCGCGCUUUCACAUCCUCUCCAACUCCGCUCUCGAUCAGCUCUUACAGUUCAGCACCAUGGAGAGCGGCACCUCCUAGGCUACCACCGAUGGGGAGUCAGAUUCCCCCGACUCAACACCGGAUUCCGGUCAUCUAGAGGAGGGACAAGCCUGCGUAUUUCACCGUCAAUGUUGGGGAGCAACACCUUCAAAAACAUGCAGCGCCGGCACACAACACUGAGGGAAAAGGGCCGCCGCCAGGCCAUCCGGGGUCCCGCUUACAUGUUCAAUGAGAAGGGCACGAGCCUGACACCAGAGGAGGAGCGCUUCCUGGACUCAGCCGAGUACGGCAACAUCCCAGUGGUGAGAAAAAUGCUGGAGGAGUCCAAGACCCUCAACUUCAAUUGUGUGGACUACAUGGGGCAGAACGCACUGCAACUGGCCGUGGGCAACGAACACCUAGAGGUCACAGAGCUGCUGCUCAAGAAGGAGAACCUGGCACGGGUUGGCGACGCGCUGCUGCUGGCCAUCAGCAAGGGCUAUGUGCGCAUCGUGGAGGCCAUCCUCAACCACCCAGCCUUCGCGCAGGGCCAGCGCCUGACACUCAGCCCACUAGAGCAGGAGCUGCGUGACGAUGACUUCUAUGCCUAUGAUGAAGAUGGCACACGCUUCUCCCACGACAUCACGCCCAUCAUCCUGGCGGCCCACUGCCAGGAGUACGAGAUCGUGCACAUCCUCCUGCUCAAGGGUGCCCGCAUUGAGCGGCCCCACGACUACUUCUGCAAGUGCACCGAGUGCACUGAGAAGCAGCGGAAGGACUCCUUCAGCCACUCCCGCUCCCGCAUGAAUGCCUACAAGGGACUGGCAAGUGCUGCCUAUUUGUCCCUGUCCAGCGAAGACCCUGUCCUCACCGCACUGGAGCUAAGCAACGAGUUAGCCAGACUAGCCAACAUUGAGACUGAAUUCAAGAACGAUUACAGGAAGUUAUCUAUGCAAUGCAAGGAUUUUGUGGUGGGCGUGCUGGACCUAUGCCGAGACACGGAAGAGGUGGAAGCAAUUUUAAAUGGUGACGUGAACUUCCAAGUCUGGUCCGAUCACCACCGUCCAAGUCUGAGCCGGAUCAAACUCGCCAUUAAAUACGAAGUCAAGAAGUUCGUUGCUCAUCCUAACUGUCAGCAGCAAUUGCUUACCAUGUGGUAUGAAAAUCUCUCAGGCUUACGUCAACAGUCUAUCGCUGUGAAAUUCCUGGCUGUCUUUGGAGUCUCCCUAGGCCUCCCUUUUCUGGCCAUAGCCUAUUGGAUUGCUCCGUGCAGUAAGCUAGGACGAACCCUGAGGAGCCCUUUCAUGAAAUUUGUAGCCCAUGCAGUUUCUUUUACAAUAUUCUUGGGAUUGUUAGUUGUGAAUGCAUCAGACCGCUUUGAAGGCGUCAAAACCCUGCCCAAUGAAACCUUCACAGACUACCCGAAACAGAUCUUCAGAGUGAAAACUACACAAUUCUCCUGGACAGAAAUGCUCAUCAUGAAGUGGGUGUUAGGAAUGAUUUGGUCCGAAUGCAAGGAAAUCUGGGAGGAGGGGCCGCGGGAGUACGUGCUGCACCUGUGGAAUCUUCUGGAUUUCGGGAUGCUGUCCAUCUUCGUGGCCUCCUUCACCGCGAGGUUCAUGGCCUUUCUGAAGGCCAGCGAAGCCCAGCUGUACGUGGACCAGAACGUUCCAGACGACACACUUCACAACGUCUCCCUUCCGCCGGAAGUGGCGUAUUUCACCUACGCCAGGGACAAGUGGUGGCCUUCAGACCCUCAGAUCAUAUCAGAAGGGCUAUAUGCAAUAGCUGUCGUGCUGAGUUUCUCUCGAAUCGCAUACAUCCUGCCGGCCAAUGAGAGUUUUGGGCCCCUGCAGAUCUCCCUGGGGAGAACGGUGAAAGAUAUCUUCAAGUUCAUGGUCAUUUUCAUCAUGGUAUUUGUGGCCUUCAUGAUUGGGAUGUUCAAUCUGUAUUCCUACUACCGAGGUGCAAAGUACAACCCAGCGUUUACAACGGUUGAGGAGAGUUUUAAAACCUUAUUUUGGUCCAUCUUCGGCUUGUCUGAAGUGAUCUCGGUGGUGCUGAAAUACGACCACAAAUUCAUCGAGAACAUCGGCUACGUUCUCUACGGCGUUUAUAACGUCACCAUGGUGGUAGUGCUGCUCAAUAUGCUCAUAGCCAUGAUCAACAACUCAUAUCAGGAAAUUGAGGAGGAUGCAGACGUGGAGUGGAAAUUUGCGCGAGCAAAGCUCUGGCUGUCUUAUUUUGAUGAAGGAAGAACUUUACCUGCUCCUUUUAAUCUAGUGCCAAGUCCUAAAUCAUUUUAUUAUCUCAUAAUGAGAAUCAAGAUGUGCCUCAUAAAACUCUGCAAAUCUAAGGCCAAAAGCUGUGAAAAUGACCUUGAAAUGGGCAUGCUGAAUUCCAAAUUCAGGAAGACUCGCUACCAGGCUGGCAUGAGGAAUUCUGAAAACCUGACAGUAAAUAACACUUUCAGCAAACCCACCAGAUACCAGAAAAUCAUGAAACGGCUCAUAAAAAGAUACGUCCUGAAGGCCCAGGUGGACAGAGAAAACGAUGAAGUCAAUGAAGGCGAACUGAAGGAAAUCAAGCAAGAUAUCUCCAGCCUGCGCUAUGAACUUCUGGAAGAGAAGUCCCAAGCUACUGGCGAGCUGGCAGACCUGAUCCAACAGCUCAGUGAGAAAUUCGGGAAGAAUUUAAACAAAGACCACCUGAGGGUGAACAAGGGUAAAGACAUUUAGCCGCCGACAUGAGCAUCUGUGACUUCUACCAGCAUUCCAAGGCCAGGUUGAAUGUCCUGGCCACCAGCCCUGGUGGGGAGGGGUCCCAGGCCCACUCCUCUAGGACACUAAGGCUCC